AUGUCGUAUCUAAGCAGUGCUCUGAGAAAGUCAGUGCAACGACGUCCAGAAGAGGAGAUUGACGAUCACGGUGACUAUGAGAUUAUUCUUCCUCCAGACCCUCCUGUCUGGGGUGUCCGCCACAUACCUAUCCGACACGUUUCUCCACAUAUAUUAAGACCUUCCUACGCUCAAGAGGGUAAAAUUGUUGAUGAAUCGGAUCGAUACCACGGUGACCCAUACGAUGGGGAUGGGAGGAUUGAAUUAGGCAGCAAAGAUGAGGAGCAGCUCCGACGAGCAAGCCUAUUAGCAAAGCGAACCCUUGUCAAGGCAUCGGAACUCGUAAAUGUUGGAGUCUCCACUGAUGAAAUAGAUGCAGCUUUGCAUGACUUCAUCACAUCAAAUGGUGCUUAUCCAUCACCUUUAAAAUAUGCGGGUUUUCCAAAAUCUUGUUGUACCAGUGUCAAUAACGUUGCUGUCCAUGGUAUACCCGACGUCCGUAGGCUCAUUGACGGAGAUAUCGUCAAUAUAGACAUCACAGUGUAUCUUGAUGGGUUUCACGGAGAUACGUCCCAAACAUUCCUCGUUGGAGAAGUGGACAAAAUUGGACGAGACCUAGUUGCUGCCUCAACUGAGGCGCUCGAGCUGGGAAUUCGCGAAUGCAGACCCGGCGCUCCCUUCAGGACAAUCGGUGCUGCUAUCCACUCAUAUGCCAAAUCUCUUAACCUCUCCGUCUCUGAGCAAUUUACUGGGCACGGAAUAGGCAAGGUUUUCCACCGCCCACCGUGGAUUCUACAUCACCGCAAUGACGAACCAGGGGUUAUGCUACCUGGGCACUGCUUUACAAUUGAGCCUAUCCUCAUAAUCGGAUCGGAUCCAAGAGCGUGGGUUUUCCCAGAUGGAUGGACUGCUUCGACAAUGAAGGGGAGCAGAAGCACUCAAGCCGAACAUACAGUUCUCAUCACAGAGACGGGCGUCGAUGUACUUACUCGAUAA
Molecule: messenger RNA, 975 nt
Organism: Fomitiporia mediterranea MF3/22
Lineage: Eukaryota; Fungi; Basidiomycota; Agaricomycetes; Hymenochaetales; Hymenochaetaceae
Product: methionyl aminopeptidase
Exons: 8
Coding region: 1-975 (324 amino acids)
Biological process (GO): proteolysis
Molecular function (GO): metalloaminopeptidase activity
Source: RefSeq, a predicted model, not a curated record